AUGGACCUCACCCCCUCCCCCACCAACAACACAAAACGCUACACCCGCCGCGACUCCGACGCCCCCGAACUCGCCUCGCUCCCCCUCCCCCUCCGCCCCCCAAGCACCGUCUACACCACCGACGCCAAACCCAAACCCACCUCGCGCGUCGUCUCCUUCCAACAACAACAACAACAACACCCCCAUGACUACACGAUCCCGCGCAGCGACCCAGACUACGGCUCGACGAGGCGGCGGUCGGCGUUUCGGAGGUCCAAGACGUUUUGGGUCGUGGUCGUGUUGGUUAUGGCGAUGAGUUUGGCCGUGGGUGUGGGGAUUGGGUAUGCGGUGGGGGUCAAUGGAGCGAGGGUUGUGGUGCAUACGCCUGGGGAGGGUUGGUGGGAGGGAGAAGAUGAAAGACCAGAAAAGCGAUCAAGUCAGUCAAGUCAUGAUUACCAGAUGCCUGUGCCUAUGUAA
Zasmidium cellare ATCC 36951 is the source of this 456-nucleotide messenger RNA. RefSeq lists its product as uncharacterized. Lineage: Eukaryota; Fungi; Ascomycota; Dothideomycetes; Mycosphaerellales; Mycosphaerellaceae. The record is from RefSeq and is a predicted model, not a curated record. The coding region runs from base 1 to 456 and encodes 151 amino acids. The transcript is spliced from 2 exons.